Messenger RNA from Beta vulgaris subsp. vulgaris (sugar beet), 1395 nucleotides. RefSeq lists its product as uncharacterized. The transcript has a single exon. The coding region runs from base 1 to 1395 and encodes 464 amino acids. The record is from RefSeq and is a predicted model, not a curated record. Gene Ontology annotation, molecular function: catalytic activity. Lineage: Eukaryota; Viridiplantae; Streptophyta; Magnoliopsida; Caryophyllales; Amaranthaceae.
AUGGAUAACAUAGUUAGCUGGAAUGUAAGGGGGCUAAACAGCAGGAGAAAGCAAGGUGAUGUGAGACAGUUCCUGGUGUCUCAUAACAUUAAGCUGUUUAGCUUCCUUGAGACAAAGAUAAAAGCCCCUGCAUUAGGUGACUUUUAUCUUAAUGUGUGUCCUGGAUGGUGUAUAACCACAAACAAUCAGUGGCAUGGUAAUGGAAGGAUAGUUUUAGGUUGGCAACCUAGUGCCUUCCAUGUAAAUAUCAUAAAGUGUACAAGCCAACUCAUACAUACAAUAGUGGAGGUGGUGAAUGGUGGCAGGACUUUUAAAUGUACUUGCAUUUAUGGUUUUAAUGAGAAGAAGGGCAGGGAAGAGCUAUGGAGUGAUCUAAGACAGCUAGCUACUAAUGAUGAACCCUGGAUCAUCAUGGGAGAUUUUAAUGCUCUAAUGAGUAUUGAAGAUAGACUUGGGCAGCCUGUGAGAACUAGAGAAAUAGAAGAUAUGAAGGCUUGUAUGAUAGAUUGUAAGCUGAUGGAAGUGAAAGUGAGUGGGCAGUUUUUCACUUGGAAUAACAAGCAGGAAGGAAGGGAUAGAGUUUUCUGUAAACUGGAUAGGGUUAUGGGCAAUGAUGGUUGGAUUACUGACUGGCAACACACAGAAGUCGCUAAUCUACCAGAAGGAGAAUUUGAUCACUGCCCGCUGGUAAUUAGGUCUUUUGUGAAUGAAUCAAAGAAGAAGCCCUUCAGGUUUUUUAAUAUGUGGUGUCAAGCUGAGCAGUUUCAGGAGAUUGUAAGACAAGGAUGGCAAUGCAAUAUCUCUGGAACAAAGAUGUACAUGGUUGUGGGGAAAUUAAAAUUGCUGAAAAAAGAGCUUAAAAGACUGAAUGCCUCCCAGUUUGGUGAUGUAUUAGUGCAACAUGUUGAAAAAUACACCAAAAUGAUGGAAGCACAAACUGCUUUGCAUGGAAAUCCAAGUGAUAUGAGUCUUAGAGCUCUGGAGAAAGAAGCUAGGGAGGCUUAUGUAGUGGCUCACAGGAAUUACUCUUUGUUACUGAGUCAAAAAGCCAAGCUUAAAUGGCUAACUGAGGGGGAUGAUAAUACAAGAUAUUUUCAUCAAAGUGUGAAGCUUAGGAGGAUCCAUAAUAAAAUAAAUACAAUAAAGAAGGAGAAUGGAGAAUGGGCUGUUAACUCAAAUGAGGUGGCAAAUGCUUUUCUUGAGUUUUACCAGGGCUUAUUGGGAAGUGAAGGAAGGGUUAGGAAGGUGGAGAAUGUUAUAAUAGCCAAGGGGAACAUACUGGAUGAUGCUCAACAACAAGCUUUGUCUUUGGUGUUCAAUGCUGAUGAAAUUAAACAGGCUCUAUUUUCUAUACCUGAUAAUAGGGCUAGAUGGAUACUCAAGUUGCUUUUUUAA